AUGCGAUGGACCCUGACAGGGACAGGCGGGGAGCGCACUUGCCAGUCUUUACUGCUCACCACCUCUUCCAAGGUAUUUACCUGGUCACUCCCCCUGUCUAGCUGGACUGCCCUUCUCAUCCGCUCCUCCGGGUUGAUGGUUGCGAUGCUGCACCUGAUAUCCCAUCUGGUGGCGUUGGCCCUGCUGGUGGCCCCGGCCCGGGCCACGGCGACCAUUCCGUCCUAUGUAUACGACUAUGCCCCUCUGAUCUGGCUGCAUAGCCAGGAUGCAUACCGACCGGGCGACCUCCAAGCACAGCUCGACCACACCACGCCCGAGGUCAACUGGACCGCGAUCCAGGGCGCGCCAUCUCCGUUGACGCUGAGCAACCUCGACCAGCUCAACAACCUGGGCAAUACCAGUGUGUACCUGACAUCCCACGAGGGCAUCGCCGCAUACCCUGAACCAGCCUGGUUCCGCGGUAUCACGCCGGACUCACAGGGACGUAUCGGUAAUGGAACAGGGUGUGCGAUUAUCGUUGUGGACCAUGGGAGUGGGAAUGUCGAUGCUUUCUAUUUCUACUUCUACCCCUACAACAAAGGCGACCUGGUGCUCGGCUUGGAAUUCGGUGAUCAUAUUGGUGACUGGGAGCACAACAUGAUCCGCUUCGCCAAUGGCACCCCACAGGCCAUGUGGUUCAGCCAGCACUCCAGCGGCCAGGCCUUCACCUAUGGUGCCCUCGAGAAGAAAGGCAAACGGCCAUAUGCCUACUCCGGCAACGGCACACAUGCUAGCUAUGCCGUCGCAGGCCAACACGACCACACAAUCCCGGGCAUAAACCUACCCACCGGCUUCCUGCUCGACUACACAGACCGCGGCAUCCUUUGGGACCCCACGCUCAACGCCUACGCCUAUACCUACGACCCGUCGACGCGCACCUUCACCGCCAGCGGCGACUACCCCGUCUCCUGGUUGGACUUCAACGGCCGGUGGGGUGACGACCAGCCGCCGGGCGAGCCAUCAAUCUUCGGCGAGGCCAAGUAUGUGGCCGGACCUAAUGGGCCGAAAUUUAAGACGCUGGAUCGGACGCUGGUUUGUCCGUCGACGCCGUGUAUUGUGUUGCCGUUUAAGAUUUUCGCGGCGACGGCGAGUAGGACGACGUAG
This is a messenger RNA of Penicillium canariense, 1143 nucleotides long. RefSeq lists its product as uncharacterized. The record is from RefSeq and is a predicted model, not a curated record. Lineage: Eukaryota; Fungi; Ascomycota; Eurotiomycetes; Eurotiales; Aspergillaceae. Bases 1 to 1143 code for a protein of 380 amino acids. The transcript has 6 exons.